AUGCAUACAAGCUGGAGGAGGCCACAGCUGAUUGGGGCCAGCCCUCGCUCAGGAAUGUGGCAGCUGGCUGCCAGCAAUCCAUUGCAGGUGCUGAGCUGCAACGGCUGGCGACAGAUUCGGAAUACUCCUUGGCUCCUGCAGUCUGGAGACAAAAAUGUCAAGCACGAGAGCCCUUUGCAUCUCGCCCAGAACUGGGAUCAGAUCCUCACAGCCAGCUUGGUGCCACUCCCGGCAAGGGAGAAGUGGAUGGAAAAGGAGGAGAAGCUCAGGAAGGCCAUCAAGCAAGUCCUGAAAUGUGACGUGACUUUGGCCAACCCUUUUGACCCGGUGGAGAUCCAUCCGGUCGACUGCAUCCUCUCCACUUACUGCAUAGAAGCAGCUUGCAAAGAUCUCGACACUUACCGUUCAGCCAUGAAGAAUGUGGGCUCUUUGGUCAAACCUGGGGGACACCUCAUCUUGGCCGUAGCUCUUGAAGAAACCUUCUACAUGGUGGGACCACACAAGUUCUCCUCCCUUUACCUGACACCAGAAGUGAUUAGAGAUGUUCUGAAAGGGGCUGGCUUUGAUAUUGUGUCCUCUGAGGUCCACCUGCAUGGUAUUAUGUUGCCUAUCUCAGAUGUCAAAGGCACAUUGUUCCUAGUGGCCCAGAAGCCCCAUGAGACCCAGUGAGUUAGUGAAAAAGGAAAGCAGCUGACCAAAUGUAAGCCAUAAGUCAGUGGUUCUCAACCUGUGGAUCCCCAUAUGUUUUGGCCUUCAACUCCCAGAAAUCCUAACAGCUGGGAAAAUUGCUGGGAUCUCUGGGAGUUGUAGGCCAAAACACCUGGAGAUACACAGAUUGAGAACCACUGCCAUAAGUGAAGCCCAUUCUUCAGGUCUGUGUCAGAAGCAAAAAUCAGGUGAUGAAGAAAACAAAAUGACUACUUUUGAGAACCUUAUACAGAUGGUUAUGAAUAGGAUGGUAACCAGGGGAAAAUGAUUAAAUACUUAAACAUACUGAGGUAUAAAUAUGUUGUUGUUGUUCAUUCGUUCAGUCGUCUCCGACUCUUCGUGACCUCAUGGACCAGCCCACGCCAGAGCUCCCUGUCAGCCGUCACCACCCCCAGCUCCUUCAAGGUCAGUCCAGUCACUUCAAGGAUGCCAUCCAUCCAUCUUGCCCUUGGUCGGCCCCUCUUCCUUUUGCCUUCCACUUUCCCCAGCAUAAUUGUCUUCUCUAGGCUUUGCUGUCUCCUCAUGAUUUGGCCAAAGUACUUCAACUUUGCCUCUACUUUCCUUCCCUCCAGUGAGCAGUCGGGCUUUGUUUCCUGGAGGAUGGACUGGUUGGAUC
Messenger RNA from Anolis sagrei ordinatus, 1324 nucleotides. The record is from RefSeq and is a predicted model, not a curated record. Lineage: Eukaryota; Metazoa; Chordata; Lepidosauria; Squamata; Anolidae.